Atta colombica is the source of this 1321-nucleotide messenger RNA. RefSeq names its product probable glucosamine 6-phosphate N-acetyltransferase (gene Gnpnat). The coding region runs from base 249 to 818 and encodes 189 amino acids. The transcript has 6 exons. The record is from RefSeq and is a predicted model, not a curated record. Gene Ontology annotation, cellular component: endoplasmic reticulum-Golgi intermediate compartment; Golgi apparatus; endoplasmic reticulum. Gene Ontology annotation, biological process: UDP-N-acetylglucosamine biosynthetic process. Gene Ontology annotation, molecular function: glucosamine 6-phosphate N-acetyltransferase activity; monosaccharide binding. Lineage: Eukaryota; Metazoa; Arthropoda; Insecta; Hymenoptera; Formicidae.
AAUAUGAAAUAGCCAAUCAUAGCUAUUCCUUAAAAGAAUGAUUGUGAUUGGUGCAAUCGGUGUUCAUACACCAACACAACAACAAUGUCGAGAGGAGCUGGAGAAGCUGAGAGAAGUGACAGGCAGUGAACAGCAUGGUGGAAUCCUUCCACCAUGAGUGAACAGGCCCGCACAGGCACACAGCUAUACAGUGCAGGCACUGACAAGUGACAGGUUAACUUGUAAGCCGCGAAAGAGUGCGAAAAAACAUGAGCAGAUCGCAGGAAAAAUCUGUCGAAGAGGAUGAAAUUAAUCUCUUCAAUCCCACUAUAUUGGAUAGAUUGCCGAUAUCACAUGUUGCUGAGUUACUUAUAAGACCGUUAAAGAGUACGGAUUAUGACAAAGGUUUUUUAGUUCUUCUAUCACAAUUGACAGAUGUUGGAAAUGUUACUAAGGAACAAUUCUUAAAUAGAUUCUAUAGUAUGAAGACCGCUGGUGGUUACUAUGUUAUCGUCAUCGAGGAUGUAAAUUCUGGAAAAGUGAUAGCAUGCGCGUCUUUAGUCGUAGAACAGAAAUUUAUUCAUAAUUGUAGCUUGCGAGGACGCCUGGAAGAUGUAGUGGUUAACAACAAUUACAGAGGGAAAUCAUUGGGAAAAUUAGUAGUUUCGAUCGUAGUACAAUUAGCUCGUUAUUUUCGUUGUUAUAAAUUAUCCUUGGACUGCGUAGAUCGUUUGGUACCAUUUUACGAGAACAUAGGCUUCAAGCGGGAAACUAACAAUGCCAAUUAUCUCAAUAUGCGCUUCCAUGGUGAAAAUGCCACUGAACAGUCUCAUUUAUAGUAACUGAUACAGUGUGACUUUAUCUGUACUGAUAAUCACUUGAUUACAGUACUUGUUCGCAGUAUAGCAUACAUAUGAACUGAAAAACUGAAAUAUUACAAUCUGAGUUACAUUAAGUUUAAAAGAGAUAUUUAGAUAACAAAUAUUUCUUGUAAUUUGUUCUCUCUAUGAAGAGAAUCUCAUUACUAAAAAAAAACGAAGAAAUUGAUAUGCUUUUUUAUAUAUAAGAGAAACAAUUUUCGUAUUAACAUUUGCAUGAACUAAAAUAAAUUAUUUUAUAUUCUUUUUUAUAUAUUAACAUAAGUAUUACAUAAUAAUGUUUGCGCGCACGCGCGUGCAUAUUCGUGCAAUUUUGAAAAAUAGAUCCUACAUAUAAAAUAUACUGUCGCAUUACAUUAUGGACUGUAUAGGUUGUAAAAAAAAUAAUUGUUAAAUAAAAUAAUUAACUUUUACUUAACAUAUGUAUAUUUUUUCAUGCAUAUAAUGUUAAUAAAUAAUAUUGU